Messenger RNA from Sorghum bicolor (sorghum), 1791 nucleotides. Its product is annotated as protein HVA22. Lineage: Eukaryota; Viridiplantae; Streptophyta; Magnoliopsida; Poales; Poaceae. The coding region runs from base 340 to 765 and encodes 141 amino acids. The record is from RefSeq and is a predicted model, not a curated record. The transcript has 4 exons.
CUCGCGCAAAGCGAAGCGACUUGUCCCGUCACUUUUACUUCGUGCCGCUAGAGCUUUCAAGAACGUACUGUAUACACUGUUGCUCAGCGCAGCAGACCAUUGCUGUCUCAAAGCGAUGCCAGGACGCCACGUCCAAGCUACGCAUCCGAUGCCAUUGCCACCUGCCACUCUUUGUAUAAAAAAAACGCACCCACUACUGAAUCUUCGCUAUCCCAUCAGCCGAGCCAACUCUUUGCUUCUGUCGAGCACUGCCGUUUCGAUCGAAAUCGAACCCAGCAAACCGAGCACACACCGUCGCCGCCGUUGGUUCCCCUCCGUUGAUCCACCGAAAGGAUACAGAUGGGCAAGUCCUGGGCGCUCGUCAGCCACCUCCACACCAUCGCCGGGCCGAGCAUUACCCUGCUGUACCCUCUGUACGCGUCGGUGUGCGCGAUGGAGAGCCCGUCCAAGGUGGACGACGAGCAGUGGCUGUCGUACUGGAUCAUCUACUCCUUCAUCACGCUGCUGGAGAUGCUCGCCGAGCCGCUCCUCUACUGGAUCCCCGUGUGGUACCCCGUGAAGCUGCUCUUCGUCGCCUGGCUCGUGCUGCCGCAGUUCAAGGGCGCAUCCUUCAUCUACGAGAAGCUCGUCAGGGAGCAGCUCAGCAAGUACCGCGCCAGGUACCCGCGCAAGGGCAAGGGCGGCGGUGGCGCCGCCGCCGCCGCCGACGUCGACGACGACCACAAGGUGCACAUAGCCAAGGCUGAGCACGACCAUGUGCAGUGAAAGUGCAAAGACGACGACGGGAGCUGACGAGAGAUCAGAUGAACUGCUGUAGUCUGUAGAUUUGGUGCUGUUCAUGAUGUAUCCUUCCUAGAUAUCUCUGCUGCUCUUGUAGAUGUACACUGCAACUCCGAUGGAGCAUACUGUAUCUGAAGUUCUGAACUGUGUGUACGUUUUUUUUUAAAAAAAAAGAACCGGAUGGCCGGUCUUGGAUUAAUAAGAUAGAAGGAGUUUACAACCUAGCGCACGAGUGGUGCGGCCCCACACUGUGGCAGACCGCCGCAGGAGGUUUAGAGAGCUAAACUAAUUACUCAUAGUGUUCUUUUCAACAAAGAGAGGUCCGAGGACCUUCCCACCAGCCAAUUUCCAAGAGAGGGCUUCCUCUUUGAUACGUGAGCAAACCUGCGCCGGCGUGCUGAUCUCGUUUCUGAAGAUGGUGGCGUUUUGCUGAUUCCAGAUGCACCACGCUGUGAGGAUCGCCAGGGUGUGGGCUGUUUUGUUUCCUUGCUCGAUCAUCUUCAGGAACCAUUCCUCGACAUCCGCCGUUGUACCCUAUUGCACCGGCUGCAGGUUCCCACAGUUGCUCCAGUCGGCUACCUGCUCCCAGACACAGCAAGAGAAGGGACACUCGACAAACAGAUGCAUAGCAGUUUCCAGAUUCCGGAUGCAAAGGCCACAGAAAUAGUUGUUUUCCCAACCACGCACUUGCAGUCUCGCUGCUGUCCAUAGCCGGUCCUGGAGUAGCAACCAUAGGAAGAAUUUACAUUUCGGUGGUGCCCACGCCUUCCAUACUAGCUUUGGGGAGUUGGAGAGUAUACUGCCACUGAACUGAAUGUUAUAAGCAGACUUGGCGGUGUAUUUCCCACUAGACUCCAAUUUCCAGUGGAUUUGGUCCUCCUCUGUGGUGUUCAAGUUGAGGUGCAAGGAUCGCGAAAUGCUUCUGUAAGAACGAUAAGAUGUAGACAAGCUAAGUGCCUGGGCUCCUUGAGUAAAAUUUCUUGCCGAGUGUAUGUAGUUCACAGUUCACAC